UGCUAGUGGCUGGGAGUAAACGUUGGCUAUCUGAGCCGGUCCAAGUUCCGAUCAGAAGAACGUCAAACCGACGACAACAUUGUUCUUGGAACCCCCCUUUCCUGCGAUGACCCUCUCCGAGUAUAGCGAGUAUAGCUGAGGUCGAAGGGGAUUCCGCGCAUUGUGCGAUUCGAUCAGUCCUCCCGAGCUCCAACCUCUGUCCGACAGGUCCGUCUGCAAUCACGCAAUCCUCAAUUUUCAACUUGCCGUGCCUUUCUUCGGUUCCUGGUCGCAUCCAGAACUUUCGGUUGAAAGGAAACGGCGGUGAUGAUGAUAUAAAAUGCGCCUGCGGCGAUGGCAGGAGUCCCAGGAAGUUAUCGGCCCAAGCCAUGUCUCAGUUCCUUUCGUGCGUUCUUCCUUCUGAGCACGAUCCUCGCCAAUGGAGCGAAAGGAAACGGUGGAUGAUAGCCCUCAUAAUCUGGAACCUCAUUGCUCCGAUUGAUAUGGCGAUCACGUUCUAUUCUGGAGUGCAAGGCCAGAUACAGGACCAGUUUGGUACAUCGAACACCAUCGCGACCUUAGGUGUGGGGCUAUACAAUCUCGGUGGUGUAUUUGGGGUCCUCUUCGGAGGACCGCUGAGUGAACUCUAUGGCCGUCGACCGAUAUAUGUCGUCUCAUCUAUAUGUUUCGCUGUCUUCAGUCUUGGUGCGACGCUCUCGCCAAAUAUAUCCACUCUCUUGGUCUGCCGUGGUCUCAUGGGCUUGCUCGGAAGCCCUGUCUUCUCUAUCUACGGUGGCUCAGUCGCAGAUCUUUUUAUGCCCGAGGAGCGUGGUCCUGUGGUUGCGUUGUUUACACUCGUAUUACAGGGUGCCCCAACCAUCGGGCCUGUGCCAUCUUCUUUCCUAGGACCCUUUUUACCUUGGAGAUGGUUACUCGGCUUUAUAACGAUCUGGGGUGGGGUUGUUGGUGCUGCCACAAUAUUGUUUGUUCCCGAAACCGAGCCUAAGGCAAUUCGAAGGAAGAUAGCUAAAGCCGAAGGUAUGGUCCCUGAUGUGAAGGAAAUAAAGUCCUCCAAGGCCAAGGUUUGGAGCAAAGCACUACUUACGCCAAUCACCAUGCUUCGUAACGAACCUAUCAUAAUCUGGACGACGUUGUAUCACUCCUUUGUCUAUGGGCUUUUGUUCCUUCUUCUCGAGGCAUUCCCACACAUCUAUGACUCUCAUUACUCGAUGUCCCGAGAACAAGCAGGCCUGGUUUUCAUUGCCCCAUUCAUUGGAAACGUGCUUGGCGUUCUGAUAUACUUUGGAUACUACAAACCUCAGUACGAGGCGCGCCAGCGCGUAAUCCAGAUCGAGUCGGGCGGUAAAUCAGAGAUCGAGCCCGAAGCUCGUCUACCCGGCGUUAUCCUUGCGUCGCUUGUCAUUCCCCUCGGGUUAUUCUGGUUAACAUUCUCGGCGCACCCGGACAUACACUACUUUUUCCCCAUAGUUUCUGGUGUUCCGAUUGGGAUGGGAAUGACCCUCCUGCAGCUCUCGUUGUUCAAUUACUACAUCGACCUUUACCCAACGAUGUCAGCAUCUGCUAUCGCUGCAAACUCUGCCGUCCGGGGUCUCGUAGCGACCGUUCUACCGAGCGUCGGGCUGCCAUUAUACACUUCUUUGGGUAUACGCAAUGCAAACGUGUUGUUGGCAUGCGUGAGCUGCAUAGGACUCCCGACUAGUAUUAUUCUGUAUGUCUUCGGAAGAAGACUUCGUGCUACGAGCAGGUGGGCGAAACAAGCCAUGGACGUUGGCUCGCUUCCGCAUGAGAGCACCGGAGCUGUUGCUCCUUUGCUUGCUCAAUCCCCUCAAACCCACUACGGAGGGACAAGUUCCUCCGAGUAAAAGUGUCAUGCAUUAUGACAAUUGUUUCUUCUUUGACGUCCUUACGAACCCAAUAUCCCACAUCGCACUCGAAGGUCAUUUAUCACGGUUCCACCAAAACAACAUCAUUGUAUUA
Molecule: messenger RNA, 1977 nt
Organism: Pisolithus orientalis
Lineage: Eukaryota; Fungi; Basidiomycota; Agaricomycetes; Boletales; Pisolithaceae
Product: major facilitator superfamily domain-containing protein
Exons: 9
Coding region: 369-1862 (497 amino acids)
Biological process (GO): transmembrane transport
Cellular component (GO): membrane
Molecular function (GO): transmembrane transporter activity
Source: RefSeq, a predicted model, not a curated record